AUGGCGAGAAGACGAACCAAGAAGCGCACUCAUGUCGGUGCCAACAAUGGACCGGCUGGAGCAAAGUCUGCCCCUACUUCCCUGGCUUCACGAUCGCCGAAGACCAUGGUAAUUCGAGCUGGAGCUGGUGAAGUCGGACCAAGUGUUAGUCAAUUGGUGAGGGAUGUUCGACGGAUGAUGGAACCAGAUACGGCUUCGAGGUUGAAGGAGAGAAGAGCGAAUAGGUUGAGGGAUUAUCUCACGAUGGCAGGUCCUUUGGGUGUCAGUCAUCUCAUGUUGUUUUCAAGAUCAGAGGCUGGAAAUACAAACAUGCGACUUGCCCUUACACCAAGAGGUCCAACAUUACAUUUUCAUGUAGAGAAAUAUUCUCUAUGUAAGGAUGUGAGAAAGGCAUUGAAACAUCCUAAAGGUGGCGGAAAAGAGUACACCACUCCUCCAUUGCUCGUUAUGAACAAUUUCAUCUCUCCUGCUUCUGAAUCGAGUUCCGAAAAUAAGAUACCCAAACACCUCGAAUCGCUCACGACCAGUAUUUUUCAAUCUCUCUUCCCGCCCAUCUCCCCUAAUGUAACACCUUUAUCAUCCAUCCACAGAGUUAUGCUUCUUAAUCGAGAACCCACCAAGGGUGAAGAUGAUGGCACCUACACCAUCAACCUUCGUCACUACGCAAUCACAACUAAGCGAAUAGGUCUCUCGAGACCAUUGCGAAGGCUUAACGCUGCGGAGAAAUAUUUACACUCAAAGAAUCCAAGAAAAGGUUUACCAAAUCUUGGAAAGUUGGAAGAUAUCGCAGACUAUAUGGUGGGAGAAGACGGAGCAGGAUACAUGACGGAUGUUACAAGUGGAAGUGAGGUUGACACUGACGCAGAGGUCGAGGUAGUUGAGACACGCACUCGUAAGAUUCUGAAUAAACGUCAAAAGGAAAAGACUAGCGAAGGACAGGCCAAGGGCGCUAAGAGGGCUGCAGAAAAACGGGCUAUCAAGUUAGUGGAAUUGGGACCGAGAAUGAAGUUAAGAAUGACCAAAGUUGAAGAAGGCGUCUGCGACGGAAAGAUUAUGUGGCACGAAUAUAUCCAUAAGUCUAAAGACGAAGUCAAACAACAGGACAAAGCCUGGGAAAAGAGAAGACAAGAAAAGGCAGCCCGCAAGAAGAUACAGAAGGAUAACGUUGAUAGAAAGAAGAAGGCCAAGGCUGGUAUCAAGAAGGGUGGCGAGGAUGACGAAGAUGAUGACGAGAUGGAUGUAGAUGAGUGGGAUAGUGAGGGUCUAGAAGGGGACGGAGAGACAGAGCGGAACGAGGAGAUGGAAGAUAGAGGGGAAUGGGAAGAUGCGCAAGAGGAGAUCGCUGCUGUUCGAGCCUGA
Messenger RNA from Sclerotinia borealis F-4128, 1359 nucleotides. The record is from the annotation of a GenBank genome assembly. Lineage: Eukaryota; Fungi; Ascomycota; Leotiomycetes; Helotiales; Sclerotiniaceae.